AUGGUGAGAUUGCUAAGAGAAUUGGGGCUAAACAUCACUUUUUUUCAGCCAAUACUACUAGGAAAAGAGUGGUACACUGCCCAGAAGUCGACUAUUCUCUAUGAGUGAGUUUUGAAACAUAUUUACCCGGGUGGCUCAAAAAUACGCACACUUUUGGACUCUAGGCACCCUUUGGCACGGUCUCAAAUACACAGAAAAAUAAUAGCAGAAGAGGGCAAUUUCAGAGACAUAACCGACGGCUUGGAGAGGUUUCCGAUUCCGGUAAUCUCGAGCCCGCGAUUCAAAAUGGAUACGGACAUUUUCGAGCAUUUCAAAUAUUCCACACGGAUUAUCGAUGUGGACGCGAAUUUGAGCUCGAGACGCGCCACACCCACUUUUGUAGGAUUUCUCGACUUUUCUGGGGAAUUUACACGCGUUUUUUAGGUCUGUAAAUGCAAGGGUCAGUGCGAUGAGAAGUGUGAUUGCUCUUCGGCUGUGUAUGGCUCAGGUACGUGAAUUCGUGGGCCUACACUCUAUUUUUUACCGUAUUCUGAAGACGAUAACGGUAGAUUUGAGCCGACGAUGGAGUCUGUAGCGAUUUUUCGAACAAAGUUAUGAUUUUUUGAAGUUUGAAUACACUUUUUUCUCAAAUUUCGACAAUUUUGACCUCUUUUUUUUGCAGGUGGUACUGUAGAAGACAUGGAUCAGCUAAUGUACGAUACGGUGCGAGAGUGUAAUGAAAAUUGUGAAUGUGCUCUUUGGUGCGGGAAUCGUGUGGCUCAGAAGGGCGCUGUUUAUCCGGUUGAGGUUCGUUUUUAUACUGUGUUUAUUAAUAGUUGGCAUUCCGCUGAUUAUUGUCAAUGGAAUUGAAAAAAAAACCUAUAAAAAGCGCGUGAAACUGUAGAUUUUUGCAAAAAAAUACAAUAACUACACAAAUUUCAACUUUCAACGAAUAUUGUGAGGUUCUAAGCGGUCCUGUGGCUCUCAAAAUUUUUGUGUGAAAUCUUGACACAUAGUACUGUAUUUUUGUAGUUGACACUUUUCCUGUACGCCCACGCACUGGGUUACUGUAGCUCCUGGAAGUUUGCAUAGACUUCUAGCCCCCUGAUCUUUGAAGAGCUACAGUACUCCAGUGCGUGGGCGUAGAAAAAAGGUGUCAACUGCAAAAAUGUAGUACAAAGUGUCAAGAUUUCAAAAAACACGUCUAUAGACGUCGACGACGUCAAAGACCUCAACAAAAAGUUGUUUUCAGAUUUUCGCUCGCGAUCCGUGGUGUGGAUGGGGUGUGCGGGCAUCCGUCGACGUUCCAUUCGGCAGUUUUGUCGGAGAAUACACUGGCGAACUGAUUGACGACGAAGAGGCGACCGAAAGAUGCGACUCGACGUUUUUGUUCGAGACUCGAGUGGUCGGUCGGCCCAUUUUUUUUUCUUUUUUCGAAAAAGUUUCGAAAAAAGUCACUUUACUUUAUGAUGAAACUGUCUUCGAACGGUUUACCCAUCCAUUGGGACCACGGGUGGUCCCGUCUGGAUCUUAAAUGCAUCUGUAUACACGUUCUCAAAAUAAACUGCCCGGGUUUCGCUUUCAGGGCUCCGAAACGUUCACAAUUGACGCCAAGUACUCGGGCAACUACACUCGAUUCAUCAAUCAUAGCUGCUCGCCGAAUGUUAAGGUAUCUUGACCGUUUGCAACAUCUACAGUAAUCCCGUUGAGGUAGCACAUGUGAGUUGGGAUUUCGACGAGGUUCAACUCAUUCACAUGUGUUUUUACACCAACGAACCGAUCAAGAAGGGCGACGAAUUGACGAUUGACUACGGAGAAGCGUGGUGGGCGAAUAAGGUACGGUAUUUCCGUUUUCCGAUGAUUUGUGUGUAUUCUAGAGAUGGCAGCCGUCAUUUUGAGCCAACGAUGGAGUCUGUAGCAUUUUUUAGACAAAAGUUAUGAUUUUUUGACUUUAAAUGACGGCUGGAGAAAGUUUGGGACGAUAACAAAUAUUGUCGUUUCAGAAGUUCGCGUGUCUCUGUGGAUCCGACGAAUGUAGGUAUCGAUAUGUGCGAAUUGCUCAUUGAUUCACCGAUUUAUUGUAAAUAAACUGAUAUUGAAACUGAUACUACAAUACUCGAGAAGCAAUGAGUGUGUACAGUAAUCCUACAGUAACCCGCGAUUGCUACUACUAUAUAUUUUGAAAAAUAAAACGUUUACUGUAGCGUGACCUUCACAGAAAAACGAUAAAACUAAACGUGGCGGGAAAUGUUUAUAAUCUUUGCAAAACAAAAAAAAACGCAUUUUAAUCGGCUUGGAAACCGAUAUCAAGAAAAUAAGAGCAAAAAAUGAAGUGAGUAUGAUUCGAGAAUCAUAAAAAGUGUCAACGAAGCCGAUUGUUUGCAGAGAAUCCUCAUCAUAUCACUCGAGAAGCGGUAAAAAAGCGAAACAGCCGAAAAUCGAGGUGGAAAUCGGAGCGCCGGAGCCGGUGGAAGAGCAGCAAAAGGUGCUCACUCGGCCCAAUUCGUGCACGGUCCUCGCCGUCGUCGUCACUCUUUUUCUCCUUUUUCUGCUCAUCGCCGGCCUCGGACAGUUCGGUCUACACGAAAAAUCGGCGUUCGAGUGGGAAAAUCGGCCGGUGAACGCGCCUCGCAAACGCUUGAAUUUGCCGUGUCAGACGCACGAGUGCGUUCAUUACUCUGCCGAUUUGGUGCGUUUUGAGCGUCUAGAAAUGCUUUUUUUGAAGACUAGACCAUAAAACAGCCCGGAACUCUACAAUAUCCGCUGCUUGCAGUCCGACAUAAUGGAUCCGUCGGUCGAUCCGUGCGACGACUUCCACACUCACGUCUGCGCCGGCUACGACCCGAGAAAACGACGAUGGGAGCAACUUUUGAAAUUAAUCGAUACGAAAAACUCGAAAGAGCACUCGCAGGCGUUCAGACUGGUCCGCAAAAUGUUGAGAAAGUGUGCGGCGGAAAGAAGAGAAGGCGAGAAAGUGGAUGUUGAGAUGGUGCUGAGGUUUGUCUCUAUAACUCUAGAGAUAUUGUAGAUUUCGAAAAGUGGUCAACUACAAAAAUGUUGAAAAUUGUAUGCCCUACAACUUUAUAAUUGAACAUAUUUUAUGAAAAUGCAACGUUUCUGAGUUAUGUCCAUUUUUCUCAGCAGUGCUUUUGAAGUGAAUUCAUCGGACAUACUGUUCAGAAAAACGUGCAUAACUCAAAACGUGCACAUUUUCAUGGAAAAUGGUCAACUACAAAGUUGUAGAGCAUAAAAUUUCCAACAUUUUUCAAGUUGACAAUAUUUAGAAACCUACAAUAGCUCUUGAGAUACACGCUUCAGAACUUUACAGUUUGAUCCUCCCGUCCCCACCUCUUCUGUUCCCUCUUCUAUCGCCCAAUUCGACGUUCAACGCGUCCGCCCACGCGCUCACAUCACUUUUGAUCCACGUGGCACUUCAUACGCCCGACGACGUCGGAUUAUUUGGAAUUCAGCCGUCGAGCGACUCGGAAUUCUCGCUUUUCAUCGUCAAACCCGCCAAUCCGACGUUGCUGACUUUGUACGAAGUUUGGAAUAUUCUAGAAAUUCUGAAAAUGCCACGUGGCACGUCGUCUGACGUGCAACAACAAAUCGAGCAAGUUUUGGAGCUUCAGAACCGACUGAAUGAGGUGGAAUCUUGGGAAAAAAAUUCGGCUACAAUUCAAUUGUUCAGAUUGCGUUCGACGCGCGUCCGGAUAUCAUCAAACUGUCGGAAAUUCAGUCGAAAAUGCCGUUUAUCGAUUGGAAAACGUUGACCGAUUCGUUGUACGACAAUAAUAUUGGUGGAGGCGGGAGUUUGGCGGAGAAAGUUUUCGGUUUCAACACGACGUAUUACGAGGAGGUUCGUUGGACGUUCGGUAACAGAAUGAUUUACAGUACUGGCCAAAAAGGUAUUCGCAAACGGUUUUUUGAGCAUAACUUUGCUGAAACUUGAGGGAUCGAUCUGAUAUUUUAAGACAAAGUUUAAAACGUUAAAAGACGUUGAUUCAACAACAAGAAUAGUCAAUAUUUCGAAAAUUUAAAAAAAAAAUCGAAAAAUUCACGAAAAUGGUAAAAAACCGGAAAAUGAAACUUUGAUUUUUGAGAUCUAGGAGAGACCGGCAAAUGAAAAAUAACAAUAGCGAAUGAUUAAAAUAGUUUUAAUACUUUGUUGGGUAGCCUUUGGCGUCGAUGACCGCCUGACAUCUUUUCGGCAUGGAGUCGAGAAGGGUGUGGAUCACAGACAUCGGAAUGGCCUGCCAGACAGACUGGAGUUGAUCGAAUUUCUGAUUGGCAUUCGAUGCACGGAUCCCUCUGAGUUGUCUCUCGACAUGCUCCCAGAGGUGCUCGAUCGGGUUCAAGUCCGGAGAUUGACUGGGCCAGUCCAGAAGAUUCACGUGGCGGCGUCGGAACCAGUCCUUGAUGUGCUUCGAGGUGUGCUUGGGAUCGUUAUCUUGCUGAAAAACGAACGCCCGUCCCACAUUAGACCGUGCCCAGGGUCUCAUAGUCUUUUCCAAGAUGUCUUCAUAGACAUAUCGACUCAUGAUUCCCGUAAUUCUUCUCAGGGGGCCGAUUGAAGUCCCAGAGAAACAUCCCCACACCAUCACUGAACCACCUCCAUGCUUGACGGUUUGGAGCUGGUAGCUGGGAUCGAACCGACAUCCAACCGGACGGCGAAUCCACUUGAUACCGUCAGUGCCGAACAGAUUAAACUUGGAUUCGUCGCUGAAGACGUGAUUGGCCCACUCCUGGCGUCCCCAGUGAAGAUGAGCUUUGGCCCAUGCAACGCGGGCGAUCCUAUUUUUUUUUGCUGAUCGAUGGUUUCUUAGCUGGCCGUCGUCCAUGGAGCCCAGCAUGCUGGAGACGUCUCCUGACGGUUCUCAGGGAUGGCGUGACUUCAUUUGGAGACUUUACGAUCAUUUGAAUAUCGGUAGAACUCCUCUGGGGAUCCUCUCUUGAAGCUCGGACGAUGUUCCGAUCCACAUUCUUCGACGUGAUGCGAGGUCUUCCAGGCGAUUUUCGCUCCACCAGGGCUCCCUAAACAUUUUUCUCGAUAAAUAAACUAUUUUUGAAUAUUUCCUCAUCCCGGAAUUGCUUCAAAACUUUUUCAAUGGCGCGUUGACUGCAGGUGAACUGCUGCGCCAACACGUCCUUGGAACAUCCACUUCUGAAGCCGAUGACGAUGGCUUUACGGAUGUCCUGAGAGAUGUUUUUUCUUCCAAGGGGUCUUACCAUGUCUGUAAACAGUUUUAAAUACAUAAGACCCAACACCAACCUUCUUAGAAACUAUAAUAUCCAAAAAUAUGAAAAUAUGAAAAAAGUGAAAAAAGUGAAAAAUACGAAAAAAUUGAAAAAAAAUUGUUUUUUUGAAAAUGAUGCAAUUUCCUUGUACGCAAUUUGUCGUCACCGUGUACGACAUGUACAGUAAAAUUUUCAAAUCGAUCCCUCAAGUUUCAUCAAAGUUAUGCUCAAAAAACCGUUUGCGAAUACCUUUUUGGCCAGUACUGUAAGAUAAAGGUGUAGCACGGAACCCCAGCAUUCCAAUGCGCAAGCGAGUUGUCAAUGGGGCGCGCUUGCAUCCACCGUCGACUCGGAGUUUCUUUUUUCAAUCGAAAACCAGAAUUCUUUCGUUUUUCUCUUAAUAAACGCUCAAAUUUUGUUUUUUGCGAACCCGUAGGGCGAUUGUCUGAGUUAAAAGCAUCGAUUUAAGCGCUAAACGGAGCAGAUUCGUUCAGAAUUGACCAAAUUGAGGGAUUUUGUCGAAAACUACUGAAAAAAAAACAGAGUUUUAACAAUUAUUUGCCGAAUCGAAUUCGGACACUGGCAUUCGAACCGUCCAGUCAACAAGGAGUUUAUUGCGCAUCUUUUAAGCGCUCAACCGUCGAAAAAUAUACAGAAUUGAGAUAAUUGAGGCAAAUUUUCGAUUCCAAAAGGAAAAAAAUUCUGUAAUUUUCACAUAAAACGUUUCGAAAUUGAUGACGAAGCAGUUGACAUUUCAUUUUUUAUUCAUUUCCAAUCAUUAUCAUACGUUUUGACACUGAUUGGUUCUGAAAAGACGGGGAUAAUGCAAAAAAAACGGGAAAAUUGAAAUGAGAAACUCUACAACGACACUCCGAAAUUACGCGUUACGCGCCUUGUUUAGCGCACGUGAAUUGCGUGCCAAGGGAAUUUUUUAUUGGAAGGACGGGGGUUCCGUGUGUAGGUGUAUAAAAAAUGGUGUCAACUAGAUGAAAAAUGUUCGUCUUGUUGAGGCCUGUUGUUGUUUUUUUAGUUUGCACUUUCUCUCUACACCCACUCCCCGGCUCUUGGACGUUUAAAUUUCACACUUUUCAGGUGAGCUCUCUGCUUUCCGAGUUCCCGCCGCAAACCGUCUUCAAUCUGAUCGUUCUCCGCUUCGCGCAUCACUUUCUGCGUUCGGAAGUGUCGGCGGACCGUCAAGAAACGUGUCUCCAUCAGGUCGCCGCGACGAUUCCCGGCAAAACGGUGUUGUACGGGACGGCCGAGCCGCGCGGCCUCAAACUGCUCAAUCAGAUGCUCGGCACGAUUCGCGAGCAUCUUCGCACCAGUUUGACGACGUUGAAAUGGAUGGACGCGCACGCGAUCACCGAGGUGAAGCGCAAGUUUGAGCGCACCAAGUUCACGUUUGGAUUUCAAGGCGAACACCUUAUUCAGGAGGUGUGUGCGGCGUCAAACAGCUGAUCGCCCCCAUUUAUUGCAGUUGACAAUCGAUGCGAACUGUUCGUGGCCCGAAAUUCUUCGUCAAAUUCUCGAGUGGCAAACGCGGAACAUGUUCAAAUCGAUCGCCGAAAACAAUGAGUCGAUUUUUCUCUCGACCGAAGUCUUCUAUUCGGUGCAACGGAAUCAGCUGAGUGAGUUUUUCAAUCAAAUCAACGCGCCUCUUUCCGCUUCUGCACCUUCGCCUCGAUCUGCUUUUUCUUUUUGAGCAUCAUAAACUGAAAGAAAUUGAAUUUUUGGGCGAAAAAUUGGAAAAAUCGACUACCUUCAUCGUCGAGAAGACUGCUCGAGAGCUCUUUGACGACGACACGUUCGCUGGCACCCAUUUUCUGAAAAAUUUAAUUAGAAAAUCACUGAAAACAGCGGAGAAACGGUUGAGAAUCGAGCAUUUUGUAGACAACAAAUUGGGCGAAAAUAUGUGCGAUGGGGCGCGCUUGCAUUCACGACCGAGGAAAAAAUUCGGCCAUAGAAACUCGGCCACGACAAGAAGAAAGAAUCAUGGCCUAUUUUCUUGCGCAAUUGCUAAAAUGCCUCGAAAAACGUCGCAAAAGGAAGUGUUAAAGUUGAAGAAAGCGGCCGCACAACUCGCUCGAAAAGCGCGAAAAGAGGAAGAAGAACGGCUGGAAAUCAAGAAAAACGCACUGGAAAAGGAGGUGGAACGGCUGGCUGAGGAGGUGGAAACGUGGAAAUGGAGGCACGAGGAGGCCGAACGAAUCCACGACGUUCUCAAGGAUCAAGUCGACGAUCUGAGCCGUGACAAUCAGGAUUUAAGCGAAAAAAUCGAUAGAGAACAGGCGGCUCAUCGGGAAACUAUUCAGGAGUUGCAAGAAUUGCUGAACAUUUACAAGUAGGGCUUGUUCUAUUUCUCUCUGGCCUUUUAAUCACUUUUUUCAGAGCCCAGCAGCAAAAAGCAAUGCAAAAAUCACGAAAUUCACCAUCGAGCGACGAAUAUUGA
This is a messenger RNA of Caenorhabditis sp. 36 PRJEB53466, 7663 nucleotides long. NCBI's taxonomy places the organism in Eukaryota, Metazoa, Nematoda, Chromadorea, Rhabditida, Rhabditidae. The record is from the annotation of a GenBank genome assembly.